Molecule: messenger RNA, 1203 nt
Organism: Symbiodinium sp. CCMP2456
Lineage: Eukaryota; Dinophyceae; Suessiales; Symbiodiniaceae
Source: the annotation of a GenBank genome assembly
AUGCUCCACAUCCGGAUGAUGUCAGGGGAGAAGGUUGCCAGCAUACCCGUGGAAGAAGUCGAAGAUGUGAUGACCCUGAAGCAGGAACUAAGUCGACGGCACGGUUUGCCCCCACGAUUUCGGCAACAACUUGUUCUCCAGGGCCAUCCCAUGGAGGACGCAGCCAAGCUCGACACGACCACGGACCUAGACCUGGAGCUUGUCUUGCUCCCAUGGACCCUGGAAUCGGGGGCACGCUCCGAUCAAAUGGUCAACGCCGCCUGGAACAGCCAAACGUCCGAGGUUGAAUCCUUGCUGCAGCAGCGGCAGCACCCGGAUGUGGUGGACAGGGAUGGCAAAACUCCGUUGCGAAUGGCAGCUUCACACUGCCAUAUGGAAGUUCUACACCUGCUGCUGGAGGCCGCAGCCGACAUUGACUUCCAAAGUACGGCGGCCAGCAAUGGUAGGCGGACUGCUCUCAUGAGCGCUUCCUCAAGAGACGACAUCGAGGUUCUGCGCGUGUUGCUGGAAGCCGGUGCUGACAAGAAUUUGACCGACGAUCAUGGCAACACUGCCCUGAUAAGCGCCAGAAGUAUUGAAGCUGUGCGUUUGCUUCUGGAAGCUGGUGUCGACUUAAACUUAGCCAACAAGCGUGGCGAGACUGCCGUGAUGAUCGCUGCUCAAAGCAACCGCCUUGAGCUUCUAAGAUUGCUGCUUGAGGCCAACGCCGACGUGAACCUUGCCAACAAGCGCGGUAGCACUGCCCUGAUGCUGGCUUCUGAAGUAGGCCUUGGCGAAGUUGUGCAUGAACUGUUGAAGGCUGGUUCCGACGCAAACUUUGCUGGGAAUCACGGCUUCAAUCCCUUGAUGACAGCUUCUCGAAAAGCCCACGUCGAAGUUGUACGGUUGCUGCUGGACGCCGGUGUUGGCAUGAACUCAACCACCAAGGACGGUGUCACUGCCUUGAUGCUUGCUGCUGAGAAAGGGCACACUGAAGUCUUGCGUUUGCUGCUGGAGGCCGGCGCAGAUACGGACUUGGGCGGCCGGCACGGCAACACAGCGUUGAUACUGGCUUCCCAAAACGGCCAUGUUGAAGUUGUCCGUGUGCUGCUGGAAGCCGGUGCAGACCGGAACCUAGCUAACCGUGACGGACUUACGCCCUUGUUGCUAUCAAUUGAGAACGGCCAUGAUGAUGUCCAACGAAUAUUGGAGGAUACGCCUUGA